GCUCGUUUCAUUUCUUAUCACUUCCCCCCUCUCUCUCUCUCUCCCCCCUCCUCCUUUCUCCCACCUCUCCUCUCCAAUGGCUUCCCUCCUCACGCUCCCCUCCCUCUCCCUCUCCAACCCUAGCGCCUCCGCCGCCGCCGCGGGAGCCGGAGCGGCGCCGUCUCUGCGCCUCCGCGCCGCCUUCCGCUGCUGGGCGCUGCGGCGCGCGGGCGGCGGCCGGUGGGCGGCCGCGGGGGCCAUCGCGUCGCCCAACUCGGUGCUCAGCGAGCACGCGUUCAAGCGGCUGCAGCUCAGCGACGAGGAGGAGGAGGAGGAGGAGGGGGCCUACGGGAGUGACGAGGAGGGGGUCGAGGCGGUGGGUGGCGGGGAGGGGGACGAGGACGAGCUCGCCAUUGCCAGGCUCGGCCUGCCCGAGCAGCUCGUAUCCACGCUCGAGAAGCGCGGGAUUACCCACCUGUUCCCCAUCCAGAGGGCUGUAUUGAUUCCAGCUCUUGACGGCCGUGACCUGAUUGCUAGAGCAAAGACAGGAACCGGGAAGACGCUAGCCUUCGGCAUUCCCAUGAUCAAGCAAUUAAUGGAGGAGGAUGAUGGACGGAGUGUGAGGCGAGGUCGUAUUCCUCGUGUUUUGGUUCUAGCACCUACUAGGGAGUUAGCCAAGCAAGUUGAGAAGGAAAUAAAAGAAUCAGCACCCAAGCUCAGUACAGUCUGUGUUUAUGGAGGUGUCUCAUAUAAUGUCCAGCAGAACGCACUCUCCCGUGGUGUUGAUGUUGUUGUAGGAACACCUGGUCGCAUUAUUGAUUUGAUAAAUGGCGGAAGUCUUCAGUUGGGAGAAGUUAAGUACUUGGUCCUUGAUGAGGCUGACCAAAUGCUUGCAGUUGGGUUUGAGGAGGAUGUGGAAACGAUAUUACAACAGCUACCAGCUGAGAGGCAAAGCAUGCUCUUCUCUGCCACCAUGCCUGGUUGGGUGAAGAAAUUAUCUAGGCGAUACUUGAACAAUCCUUUGACAAUUGACUUGGUCGGCGAUCAAGAUGAAAAACUUGCUGAAGGAAUCAAACUUUAUGCUAUCCCGCUCACAUCUACAUCGAAGCGCACUGUUCUUAGUGAUCUCAUUACGGUGUAUGCAAAGGGUGGGAAAACCAUUGUGUUCACCAAGACGAAAAGGGAUGCAGACGAGGUAUCAUUAGCACUGACAAACAGUAUUGCUUCGGAGGCACUGCAUGGUGAUAUUUCACAGCAUCAGCGUGAGAGGACACUAAAUGGUUUUCGUCAAGGGAAAUUUACUGUUCUCGUAGCAACCGAUGUUGCUGCCCGUGGUCUUGAUAUACCGAAUGUUGAUUUGAUUAUCCAUUAUGAAUUGCCCAAUGAUCCAGAGACUUUUGUUCAUCGUUCUGGACGCACUGGCCGAGCUGGGAAAGCAGGAACUGCAAUCUUGAUGUUCACAAACAGCCAGAGAAGGACAGUUAGAUCACUUGAGCGUGAUGUUGGAUGCAGAUUUGACUUCAUAAGUCCUCCAGCAAUUGAGGAUGUGCUGGAGUCCUCUGCUGAACAUGUCAUAGCUACUUUAAGAGGUGUGCACACGGAGUCGAUUCAGUACUUCAUUCCAGCAGCUGAAAGACUGCAAGAAGAAUUAGGACCUAAUGCUCUUGCUUCUGCAUUGGCACAUCUGAGUGGAUUUUCUCAGCCACCCUCUUCACGUUCUCUUAUCAGUCAUGAGCAGGGAUGGGUGACUUUGCAACUAACUAGAGAUCCAGGAUAUGGAAGGGGGUUCUUUUCUCCUAGAUCUGUUACUGGCUUUCUGUCUGAUGUUUCUUCAGCUGCUGCUGAUGAAGUUGGCAAAAUUUUCCUUACAGCAGAUGAGAAGGUUCAAGGUGCAGUUUUCGAUUUACCUGAGGAGAUUGCGAGGGAUUUGCUUAGUAUGGAACUGCCCCCAGGAAACACCAUAACCAAAGUGACAAAGCUACCUGCAUUACAGGAUGAUGGUCCUGCUACUGAUAGUUAUGGCCGAUUCUCAAACUCGGACCGGGGUUUCAGGAACAGACGGUCCAGGGGUGGUGGCUCAAGAGGCGGGCGGGGUGGUUGGGACUCUGAUGGUGAAGACAGAUUUCGCCGUGGUGGCAGGAGCUUCAGAUCUGACAAUGAUAGUUGGUCAGAUGAUGACUUUGGUGGCGGGAGAAGAUCGAACCGUUCGUCAUCCUUUGGUGGCCGCGGGUCAUCUUACGGCAGUCGUAGCUCGUCAUCCUUUGGUGGCCGCUCAUCAUCUUUUGGGUCUAGGGACAGCAGCAGGAGCUUCAGUGGUGCUUGCUUCAACUGUGGCGAAAGCGGGCACCGAGCAUCAGACUGCCCAAACAAGUAGAUGGUAGAAACAACACUCUUCCCUGCCGCUCGGGAGUUGCUCCUUCUGGGCUUGAUCAUGUUCCAACAAGCGGCUGGACUAUUCAACACAUGCCAAGGAACACCAAAGCCCAGUCCCCCUUCAUCUGAUCCAUACAUGCCCAACACUAUUGCCUGACGAAGAUUUUGCACUGGUUAGUACAGCUCUGUGUCGUCAUUCCGUCGUGAAGAUUUUGGCACGCUGACCACCAAAGGAGAGCCUUCUGUUCAUUUAUAUGUAAUACGGGUUUUACAGGGACGUUAAAUUUUUGUUACCACCUGGGAGUUCUCAAUAGGAUGUUAAGAUUAAAUGAACCGUGUGUACAGCUCGUUCCUACACGACUGGACUGGCUGAUGCCAUCAGAAACUGUUCGCGCCAAUUAGAAUCACUGUCCAAUGUCAAACAACUUUACAUCUGGUGCUUGUCAAAAGUUUGCAUCUGGGGCA
Messenger RNA from Oryza sativa Japonica Group (Japanese rice), 2817 nucleotides. The record is from RefSeq and is a predicted model, not a curated record. Lineage: Eukaryota; Viridiplantae; Streptophyta; Magnoliopsida; Poales; Poaceae.